Molecule: messenger RNA, 2134 nt
Organism: Hemicordylus capensis (graceful crag lizard)
Lineage: Eukaryota; Metazoa; Chordata; Lepidosauria; Squamata; Cordylidae
Gene: ASRGL1
Product: asparaginase and isoaspartyl peptidase 1
Exons: 8
Coding region: 553-1497 (314 amino acids)
Molecular function (GO): asparaginase activity
Source: RefSeq, a predicted model, not a curated record
CAGGGCUUACAGGCACCCUCCAUCUUUGCAAAGGGUAGUCCUUUUGCUUCAGUUACGUUGGUCUCAAGGCGUUGGAUCAGCCAUGUUAGCGAGGGGCAGCUUUGCUUCGAACGUAUUGGAAUAGCAGAACGGCAGCUCUCUUUUCUAAGGGCAAAGGGGCAUGAUAAGAGAGCUGCCCUCAUGUGAUCGCACUCUAGUUCUGUAAACAUAUUUCCCUUUGCGAAGGGAAGAAGGGCUGCACUUUUUUCAUUUCUUUGUCGCUUCUGCCGUCGUGUUCAGAGUAAGAGUUUCCCUUCUUCUGGAGUCGAAGGCAGCCACCUGUGUCACUGGCUUGCUAAAUACUCAGGGCGGCUUCACACAUUCCCAUCCAGUUGGCCACUCGGCGCGCGCAGGGUGAGUGAGUGAGACAACUUCAUGAAUAAGGAAGACGUCACCGAUCGCCUACAAAAACCUUGAGUGCGGAGGGCUCCUCUGUAGCGUCACGGAGCAUCCCCCGACUCUCCUGUUUCUACCCCAGGUGUCUCUUUCUCAGCUAAGGAAGGAUUCCACAACAUGAAGCCUGUUAUUGUGGUUCAUGGUGGAGCUGGUCGCAUCUUUAAAGAGCGGGAAGAAGGAAGUCGUUCUGGUGUAACCAGAGCAGCACUGAAAGGUUACAGUAUCCUUAAACAAGGAGGGAGUGCAUUAGAUGCAGUUGAAGAAGCUGUGGCAGUAAUGGAAGAAGAUCCACAUUUUAAUGCAGGUUGUGGUUCUGUUUUAAAUGAGAAGGGUGAAGUGGAAAUGGAUGCCAUUAUCAUGGAUGGAAAAAAUCUAGCCUCGGGAGCAGUAUCUGCAGUGAAAUGUAUAGCUCACCCAAUAAAGCUUGCUCGUCUCAUCAUGGAAAAGACUGAUCACAUGUUGCUGACUGACCAAGGGGCUCUUGCCUUUGCUAGGGCCAUGGGGGUUACUGAGGUUCCUGGAGAGAAACUAAUCACAGAAAGGUCUCUGGAAAGGUGGAAGAAAAACCUUGAGGCUGACUCUAACCCUCAAGAGUUUCAGAAAGACCUUGGAACAGUUGGAGCCGUUGCUAUCGACAGUGCAGGAAAUGUAGCUUGUGCAACUUCAACAGGGGGACUCACUAACAAACGAGUUGGCCGUGUUGGUGAUACAGCCUGCAUAGGAAGUGGAGGUUAUGCAGAUAACAAUGUUGGUGCCACCUCUACCACAGGCCAUGGGGAGAGCAUUAUGAAAGUGGUUCUAGCAAGACUUAUCCUUUAUCACAUGGAACAAGGGAAGUCACCAGAAGAUGCUGCUGAUAUUGCCCUAAACUGUAUGAAAACAAGAGUUGGGGGAUUGGGUGGGGUAAUCGUGAUCAGUAGUUCAGGAGACUGGGCUGCAAGGUUCUCCACGAAGCAGAUGUCCUGGGCUACAGUAAAGGAUGACCAGUUACAGUGUGGCAUUUAUGCUGGGGAGUGUCAUACGCAGUCUGCUGAAGAAGCCCUUAGCUCUAUGGGCUCCUAAGGAUGUGGAAACGAAGAGGAAAUUGUACAGCAGGAUGAAGAUCGUCAACUCUGAUCGGAACCAAAUCUGUUUUCCAGUUUCUGAAAGGCCAACCCCUGUAUCUGAAGCAGAAUUGGAUAUUCAUACUACUGCUCACAUUUUGCAGCCAAACUUGACACAUAGAAGGAAACAUAAUGGACUCUGGGAAGGAAUAUUCAUAUACAUGUGAUUAAAAACUUGAGGUUUGGUUUCUUGGUUGCACAGAUGGAGUGCAGAAAGUGGCUGUGCACACCUUCAUGAGGCAUGCUUCAGAAUGAGACGUGCUCAUUUCUCCAGGGUCAGUAUGUUGAAGGCAAUUUCUCUCCUAAUGUGAGGGUGAUGGGAAACCAGUGUUCAUAGUAGACCAAACUUAGUCUUAUGUUCAAGACAGACUUGUGCCAUGCUUGUGUUCCUAUGGGUAUGUGUUCAGAUACCCAUCUAUACUCUGACUGAAAUCUCCCCAUGAUUGUUACAUGUUUUAACUUUCAUCUUUCUUUCUUUCAUCUUAACUUUCUGUUGUAAACCGCCCAGAGACGUAAGUUUUGGGCGGUAUAAAAAUGUUUUAAUAAAAAUAAAAUAAAUCUUACAGAAUAAAAUGGAGCUCCCCUAGAAACUGCCA